CUAUAUAUCUAUAACCUCAAAAAUAUCAAAUAUUUGAUAAACAAUAAAUUCAUGAUUUAUAUAAGUAACAAAACAUUUCAAAAUGAGUGGAAAGUUUAUGUUACGGUCUAUUUACUGUAGAUUUUCGCAAAAAUCUUUGAAACAAAAUGUUGUAUCAUCACACAGAGUUUAUAUUGGGGUGUUUAAUCGACACUGCCGAAAUUUUUCUGCAAAAGUUAAUACAAAUUUAGAAGAGAAAAAGCAUUGCAAUGUAGGAACUAUAGGGCACGUAGAUCAUGGUAAGACGACACUAACUGCAGCUAUAACCAAGGUUCUGGCCAACGAUGGACUGGCUCAAUUCGUUUCUUAUGACGAAAUAGAUCGGGCACCAGAGGAAAAAGCAAGAGGUAUCACAAUAAAUGCAGCACAUGUAGGCUACAGCUCAAAACUCCGACACUAUGCACACACAGACUGCCCUGGGCAUGCAGACUACAUACGCAACAUGAUAUCAGGAGCUUCCCAGAUGGAUGCAGCUAUAUUGGUUGUGGCAGCCAAUGAUGGACCAAUGCCACAAACAAAAGAACAUUUGUUGUUAGCCAAACAAGUUGGAAUUAAGCAUGUAUUAGUCUAUAUAAAUAAAGCUGAUUUGGUUGACAAUGAGUUACUAGAACUAGUGGAAAUUGAAAUGCGAGAGCUGCUUGGUAACUUUGGGUAUGAUGGUGAAACUGUACCUAUGGUCUGUGGGUCAGCACUCAAGGCGUUAAAUGGAGAAGAAUCCGAAUUUGGGGCACCAUCAAUAAGAAAAUUGCUCGACGUCAUGGACACAUACGUACCGCAAAUUGUGAGGGAUUUGCACACCCCCUUCCUCCUACCUAUAGACAACUCGUUCACCGUGCCAGGCAGAGGCACUGUUGUUGUUGGCACUAUAAAAAGAGGGAUUAUAAAAAAAAAUGCUGAAGCAGAUCUGCUAGGAUUUGGUCAUAAAAUUGGGACAACAAUAUCUGAUAUUCAGAUUUUUAGAAAGAGUGUUAGUGAGGGUAUGGCUGGUGACAACGUAGGGGUUUUGUUGAGAGGUAUAAAAAUAAAAUCAGUGGAGACCGGCAUGCUCUUGUGUGCGGCCAAAAGUCAGCAGCUAAGCAAUCACUUUAAGGCCAAGAUUUACUUCCUAAGGGCUAACGAAGGCGGAAGGAAGAAGCCGGUAUUCUCCAAAUAUUCGCAGCAGAUGUUCAGUGGGACGUGGAAUAUUGCGUGCAGAGUUGAUUUAGAUCCCGAGGUCCACAUGAUGAUGCCCGGCGACCACGGCGAGGUAUACCUGACGUUGCUGGAAACCAUGGUCAUGACGCAGGGGCAGCCGUUCACCGUGCGCGAGAACAACGUCACGGUGGCCACCGGGAUCAUCACCGAGGCGCUGCCCAGCGUCGACGUGCCCAAGGGCAAGCUCGGAAAAGUCAUCGUCGACUACAGUUGAGAUAGCUAAGACGGGCUUCUUUCAUUCACUACUUACUUCAUACGAGUAGGCGCGUUUUUUGCCCAAUCGAUAUCGGGGGCUAUUAUAUAUUCACAUGAUACGCACGUAAAAGAGUUGAGGAUAUUUUAAUGGUAACAACAUAUCGUGAGGUGACAUCCAAAACUCACUAAUUGCUAAAAAAUAUUAAACAAAAAUUUUCCUUAUUUUAGUACCUACUAAUAUACUUGUGAUGGUAAUUCGUGAGUUUUGGUUGUCACCAGACGAUAUUUUGUAUAAUGUGUGUUACAUCCUUCAAUGUGAGUGGCCCGUAGCUGAAAAAUAAAACAAAAUAGUUGUAUACGCCGAAUACGAGUUUACAUCAAGGAAAACGUUGACAAACAACUCGACAACGGAUUUUUUUCUGGAAGGAAAUGGAAUAUUGAUUGACACCCCAUUUAUUAACAUUGGCUUAGUGGUGUCAAUGGCGCAGUGGUACAUAAAUGACUGAUUUUCUCAGCUGUAAUCGGAUAAAAAACUUUUUCAUCUUUCCUGUUCGGAAAGUUCACCUUUCAUAGGCUGAUAGCCGGGUGGAAAAUUGCUUUUCCCACCCUAGGGUGGAAAGUAAUUCUAAUAUAAAUAUGCCUGGCAAAACUUAAUUUUUCGAAUUGUUCAAAUUUUACCGUAAUCUUCAACUAAUUUAAUUACAUUGUUGUUUUGUUGUUUACCUAUAAGAAAUAUACUUACCAAUAAUAAACAAU
This is a messenger RNA of Cydia strobilella, 2184 nucleotides long. RefSeq names its product elongation factor Tu-like. Gene Ontology annotation, cellular component: mitochondrion. The transcript has 6 exons. The coding region runs from base 83 to 1447 and encodes 454 amino acids. Lineage: Eukaryota; Metazoa; Arthropoda; Insecta; Lepidoptera; Tortricidae. Gene Ontology annotation, biological process: mitochondrial translational elongation. Gene Ontology annotation, molecular function: translation elongation factor activity; GTPase activity; GTP binding. The record is from RefSeq and is a predicted model, not a curated record.